CCUACUGGAAAGACAUCAGUUUACAUCCAGCUGUACUCCAACAUCUCAAACAAACAUGAAGGUUUUUAUCAUCGCUGCAUUGAUGGCUGUUGCCUCAGCCCAAGGACCUUACAAGCCAUCCACUUAUCCGGUGGCUCCGUACAAGCCCGAAUACCCGUCUUAUAAACCUGGAUAUCCUGCUCCGGCUUACAAACCGGCCUACCCUCAGCCAAGCUACAAACCAGACUAUCCUUCUUACAAACCUGAAUAUCCAUCACCAUCUUACAAGCCUGAAUACCCUGCUCCAGCUUACAAACCAGCCUACCCAUCAAAGAGCUACGAUUACCCCCCAAUGCCGUACAAAUUCGAAUGGGCCGUUAAGGACGAUUACACUUACAACGAUUAUGCCCAUGAAGAGACCAGUGAUGACAAGGGUCAAGUAACCGGCUCUUACCGCACUCUCCUUCCCGAUGGGCGCACUCAAGUGGUCAACUACAAAGCCGAUGACUACACUGGAUACAUUGCUGAUGUCAAGUACGAGGGAGAAGCCAAAUACCCGGCUGAAUACAAACCAGCAUACAAGCCUGGCUACCCUGCUCCGGCUUACAAGCCUGCCUACCCCGAGCCAGCGUACAAGCCUACCUACCCUGAGCCAGCAUACAAGCCUUCCUACCCCGAGCCAGCAUACAAACCUUCGUAUGGAGCCCCAGCUUACAAGCCUUCGUACCCUGCUCCGGCAUACAAACCCGCCUACCCACCAGCCAAGUAUCCAGCCUACCCAGCUCCUAAAUACCCCGCCAGAUAUUAGAAUAGAAUCCCAAGCUAGAGAAGUGUCAAAUUCAAAUAAGAUAUAUUUUAAUAAAUCAUAAUAGUACAGUGAAA
Messenger RNA from Daphnia carinata, 861 nucleotides. Its product is annotated as adhesive plaque matrix protein-like. Bases 56 to 787 code for a protein of 243 amino acids. Gene Ontology annotation, cellular component: extracellular matrix. The transcript has 3 exons. Lineage: Eukaryota; Metazoa; Arthropoda; Branchiopoda; Diplostraca; Daphniidae. The record is from RefSeq and is a predicted model, not a curated record.